Molecule: messenger RNA, 375 nt
Organism: Staurois parvus
Lineage: Eukaryota; Metazoa; Chordata; Amphibia; Anura; Ranidae
Source: the annotation of a GenBank genome assembly
UACCAUGAGAGCUGUGAUUGGUCACAGCUUGUUACAUGGUACAAGUCUGUUGUGAAUAGCCUUGUACCAUGUGACCUCUGUGAUCAUUCACAGAUUUCACACGUAGUAAGCAAUGAUGUCAGGAGUGACAUCUUGCUUACUACUAUUCAUGUGAUCACUGAUUGGCCAAUCAGUGAUCACAUCAUCGGGACCUCACACAGAGGUCCCGUACAGCGAUCGGUGUGCCGCGCGCUUCCAGGGAGCAUGCACAGGCUGUAAAUGUGGGCGCCCAGUUAGAGCAGGCAGGGAAGCAGGAGGACGUUUAUAAAUGGCCACCCGCUCCUGCACUGCUGCUGUCCGUCGUUUAACUACAUGGGCUGGACGCUAAGUGGUUAA